AACCGCCAACAGACAAAACAGAAGAAAAUAACUGUGAUGCUAGCAGUGCUAGCUUUCCUUUUGCCAGUAGGCUGGUCCUCUGUGGGCUGAAUAUGUCGAUGUUUGCUGUAAAAAUGUCUUCAGUCCAGCUUCAAGGAGAGUCGAUCAACGAGCAGGKAACGCCUGCUGAGGAAACAUUCACAGAGUUUAAUGAAAUCAUCGUGAAGGAGGAAGAGAUGGAUGAUCAGCGCAAACUUUCCCCGGAUUUCACCUCGACACCUCAGACAAUCUUACACAGAACGGACCACCAACUGGGUUAUGUUUGGAAAGAGGAGGAUUCCUCUGACCAGCAACUCUGUAAACAAGAGACGGAUCCCAGUUUGGACCAGGAGGAACCAGAACCUCUGCAGAUGAAAGAGGAGCCAGAGCAUCCCUUGAUUAAAGAGGAAGUAUUGGAGAUCUGCAUAGGCGAGCAUGAAGAUCAGCUUGAACUGAAGCAAGAGAAUSAAGAUACAWAUAUGGUGACUCCGACUCAUGAAGAAAAUAACCAUGUAGAACCAGAACCAAUGAAAGAUCAAAUCAUCUGUAAGGACUUUAAUGAAACUGAGAAUCAGGAGCAAGAAGGAAGCCACCAUAAAGACUCAGGAUCAAAGGAAGACAAUGRGCCGGAGCAAAAUGAGAAAUGUCAGAMAACCAUAAAGUGUAAAAACUGUGUUGAUCAUUCAGAACCCAGAAGGGACAAGAAAAGUCGAGCAGAAAACUCGGCUCAACACAGGAGAAGUCGCACAGAUGAGAGGCCUUUUGAAUGCAUCACUUGUGAUGAAAGCUUCACUACAAACUCUAAUAUUAAUAAGCACGUCAGCAAUCGCACAGCUGAGAAGCGUUUUAUAUGUGUGACCUGUGGAAAAAGACAUAAUCAGAGAUUCCUACUGCAGGUUCACAUGAGAACCCACACAGGUGAAAAACCUUUCAAAUGUCAGCCUUGUGGAAAAAGCUUMCCUAGAAAAGAGCAUUUGGCUAAACACACCAGAGUUCACUCUUGUGGCAAAGGUUUUACUCAAACAAUGCAUUUGACCACUCRCAUGAAGCUUCACACAGAUGAAAUGUCUUUUCCCUGUAACACUUGUGAGAAAACUUUCAAAAGCAAAAAAUUAUUGACUAAACACACGAGAGUCCACACACAUGUGAAAUCCCUUUCGUGCGUGACCUGUGGCAAAAAAUGUAGUCACAAACAUCAGUUAAUGAGUCACAUAAGAAGUCACACAGGUGAGAAGCCCUUUUUGUGUGUGACCUGUGGAAAAGCAUUCAGCUACAGUUGUUGUUUAAAAACUCACUUAAUAGUUCACACACGUGAGAGACGUUAUCCAUGUCAGACUUGYGGAAAAAGUUUUAUGAGAAAAAACGAUUUAAGAGUUCACAUGAACUCUCACACAGGUGAGACACGUGUCCAGUGUACAACAUGUGGAAAAUAUUACAUGGACAAAAAUAGCUUAGCACGUCACAUGAGAAAUCACACAGGUGAGAGACCUUUUGUAUGUCAGUCCUGUGGAAAGAGCUUUACCCGUAAAGUUAUUCUUGAUCAGCAUGAGAGAAUUCACACAGGAGAGAAGCCUUUCUCUUGUUCGAUUUGUGGCAAAAGUUUUAAUCAAAAAGCUUCUUUGUCUCAUCACAGGUUGCUCCACACAGGUGAAAUGCCAUUUUCCUGCAACACCUGUGGAAAAUCCUUCAGAUCAAAACGUUCAUUGAAUAAACAUGAGAGUUCACACAAGGAAGAAGCCCUUUUGGUGUAGGAUUUUUUUUUAGAGAAGCAUUCUGCAACAGCUUAAAAGUUCACUUCAUUAAAAGGCCUUUCACAAAUGUUGAAAAAGUUAUGCAAACAAGACGGAAUUGAGUUUUUGAAAAUCUACUUCMAAUAGUAAAUAUGUCCCAAUAAAGGACACUGUUAGAAGUUCUUGAGUACCGUGGUUAACGUAGAUGGAGUUCUUCUGUUAGAUCUUAGUUCUGCUUUUGACCUAUUUGAUUGUGAUUUUCUGUUAGAUAAAACUAAUGACUAAAAAUGUUUAUUUGUAUACUUGUACAUUUAAUUACUUCUCGCUAGUUAUGCAUCUCAACUUUAAAAUACCAGUUGUUCAUUUCUAAAAGAAUUGUGUACAAUUCCACAGGGCUAUGGCUUAGGACCUUUAUUGUUUUCCAUUUUCACCAGUAACUUGCCUUUUAUCUCAUCACCACCACCGUCUUAUCUCACUUGCAGUAAUGCAACAUUUGGUCCAGAGAAACAUCUAAACUAACUACAAUUAGUCAAAAAUGAGGCAGCACUUCUUGUAUAAACUAUCCCAGAUCUAAAAAUAUUUUUGGCAUAAACAGAACAUUAGGUUGGUCAUUGAGAAGAUGUAGAAUUAUUUUGUUAUUCUAAAAUACUAAAUGUUUUGUAUGAGAAACUUUCAUCUUUCAAUUCCYGUUUGUGAUCAAUAUGCUGGUUUUGRAUUGAAUUUUAAAUAUGUUAAUAUACAACUUAAAUAUGGUGUGUUGUGUGAACAAUUUGAAACUCCUGGAAUAUUCAAGCUGUCUUCUGUUCAUUAAACUUUGUAAUCCUUUA
Molecule: messenger RNA, 2575 nt
Organism: Poecilia reticulata (guppy)
Lineage: Eukaryota; Metazoa; Chordata; Actinopteri; Cyprinodontiformes; Poeciliidae
Biological process (GO): regulation of transcription by RNA polymerase II
Molecular function (GO): DNA-binding transcription factor activity, RNA polymerase II-specific; RNA polymerase II cis-regulatory region sequence-specific DNA binding
Source: RefSeq, a predicted model, not a curated record